GACACUACCCGAAUGUAUCUAAUUCAACGAGGUGGGAGUUAUAGACAUAAACAAAAACCGUAUUCCUCAUCAGCUCUCGGAGGUCAAACGGAAAUGUCUUUCGAGCCGGAGUUUGCCGAACCGAUUCCGAAUAUAACGGUGUCAGCAGGGAGGGACGUCAGUAUUCCGUGUGUCGUGGAUCAUUUGGGUUCAUACAGGGUAGCAUGGAUUCACACAGACAGGUCUACCUUACUAACCUUAGCAACUCGUGUAAUCACGAGAAAUUCUCGCUACCAGGUGUCUCACAACAGCCAUCGCACGUGGUGGUUGCACAUUAAAAACGUACAGAUGAGGGACAGGGGACAAUAUAUGUGCCAAAUCAACACCUCUCCAAUGAAGAACCAGGUGGGAUACAUAAAAGUGGUUGUGCCUCCUCAAAUUGACGAAUCAGUGACGAGUAAAGACACUGACGUAAGAGAAGGAGAGAAUGUAAGUCUCAAGUGUAUAGCUUCUGGAUCCCCGGAACCGGAAGUUACGUGGCGUCGAGAAGAUGGCGAGGAAAUUUCAAUGGAUAGUAAAAAAG
Molecule: messenger RNA, 562 nt
Organism: Limulus polyphemus (Atlantic horseshoe crab)
Lineage: Eukaryota; Metazoa; Arthropoda; Merostomata; Xiphosura; Limulidae
Product: neurotrimin-like
Exons: 4
Cellular component (GO): neuron projection
Source: RefSeq, a predicted model, not a curated record